ACUUCCUAAUUCGCUAUGGCCCCUAUGGGUAUCCGUCUCUCCCCGCUGGGAAUCGGAGUGUUCUGCUUGCUGGGGCUGGGAGUGCUGUACCAUGUAUACUCGGGCUUCCUCACCGGCAAGUUCUCAGCCUUCCUCCUGGGGGACAGAGCGGAGGAUCCCGGGCCCGGGGAGGACACAGUGGAUCUAAGGGAGCUGCUGGCUGUGUCGGUGCGGGCUGCGGAGCUUGGGGGGCUGGAGGUGAAGAAGGUCCGGGAAAGUAACUCGCUCAAUGAGAAGGCAAAGGGCAAAACCAUGGAGGGGGCGGACGACAAGAUGACCAGUGGGGAUGUGCUGUCCAAUAAGAAAAUGUAUCACCUCAUCAAAAAUGCCUUCCCGGCCCUGAAGGUGAACACUGAGGAAAAAGUUGAAGCAGAUGAUGAAGAUGCGGUCUCUUGGGAUCGUAAUAUUCCUGAUGAUAUAAAGGAGCAAAUAAAGACAAAACAUGUUGCAUCUGAAAGCAUUACAAUGUGGAUAGACCCACUAGAUGCAACACAGGAGUAUACAGAAAAUCUGGUAAACUAUGUGACUACCAUGGUAUGUGUCGCUGUAAAUGGCAAACCUGUUAUUGGCGUAAUCCAUAAACCUUUUACAGGUUUUACUGCAUGGGCCAUGUUGGAUGGAGGUUCAAGUAUAAAGAAACGAAAUUCAUACAAUGAGAAAACUCCCACUUUUAUUGUGUCACGUUCUCAUUCGGGAGAAGUGAAAGAGGUCACCCGGCAAACAUUUGGUAACAAGACAGAAAUCAUAUCAGCAGGAGGAGCAGGUUACAAGGUUCUUUCACUGCUGGAUGUGACUGAUGAUAAGCAAGAAACUGCUGAUGUGUAUAUUCACGUCACCUACAUUAAGAAGUGGGACAUUUGUGCUGGCAAUGCAAUCCUAAAUGCACUUGGAGGUCAAAUGACUACUCUUAAAGGAGAAGAAAUUAUGUACACAGGAUCAGAACUGAAUAAAGGGGGGCUGCUAGCCAGCAUUGGAAUGGACCACGGUGUGCUUGUUGAAAAAUUAUCUGAAAAAUUACAAGUUAAUGCUAAGAAACCAGCCAAGUAAAGGAUAACUGAAAUAAAUUCCUACAUUGUGCGUUAUGACUUUGGCUUGAUGUGUUAACUAGAAUACGCGAGGCCAGCAUGUGAAAGACAGGGAAUUGCAGUGCUGCUCUAAUAUGGCAGUGAAGGACUAUGGGCUCCAGGAGUUUUCCUUCUGUAUGCUUCAGUGCAAGGUGCAAUAUACUGCAAGUACCCCAACUGUCUUAUUUGGACUUCAAAGACAUUGUUGGCUUUGGAUAUGGACGGUGCAUUUCAUGAACAUGUAAAUCUGUAAAGUCUGAUUUCAAGCAGAAUAUGAAUAGAAGUUUAAUUUUGCCUAAUUAAAGUUGCGUCAAUAGACGGCCUUUAUUCUUUUUUUUUUAAUUCCAAUUUCUCAUUAGCCUGAUUAACAAAAACAAUCAUUGUGCCUUGUUGCUGACUUAAAAGUAUAGACAUCUUGCGACUUAAACCUAUCCUGAUGAAUACAAUGUUUUAUUCAUUGUAGUGUUUUUGUCUAGAGCUUGAAUAAUGGGUUUUUUUCUGUUCAAGUAGCAGCCACGUCUGUAUUGUAUAGAGAAAUACUGCAAAGUCAUUACUAAUUAAUAAUGCAUAUUCUAUCACAUAGGAAUUCAUUGUUUCACCAGGACUGUGUGUACAUCUCAUUGUAGGCGCACUGCUUCCCUACACUCCCUUAACUGUGUGUUUUCUCUUUGGGUUUUAACUGCAAAUGGAACCUAUUCAAUUUUGGAGGCAUUCUAGAUGUUAAUAAGAUAAUAAAUCACUGUCAUUUUGA
Molecule: messenger RNA, 1854 nt
Organism: Xenopus tropicalis (tropical clawed frog)
Lineage: Eukaryota; Metazoa; Chordata; Amphibia; Anura; Pipidae
Gene: bpnt2
Product: 3'(2'), 5'-bisphosphate nucleotidase 2
Biological process (GO): phosphatidylinositol dephosphorylation; inositol biosynthetic process
Cellular component (GO): membrane; Golgi apparatus
Molecular function (GO): inositol monophosphate phosphatase activity
Source: RefSeq, marked provisional